GCCUGAGUGCAAAGUUAAUGCCACCCUCUGUAGAAAGUCCUCCUCCUGUAGCAGGAGCCCCAUUUACUGGAGACUGUUUGAAGGGCAGCAGGUAAAGAAGAGGAAGGCACCAUGGCAAACGCUUCAGAUCAGAAAGUGGAGUUUGUGCGAACAGGUUACGGCAAGAAAACGGUGAAGGUGCUGGUCGUCCGGAGGCAGGGAAGACAGCAUUCUAUCAUUGAGGUGAAGGCUGAUGUGGAGCUCACGCUCAAGUCACACAAAGAUUAUCUAACUGGAGACAACUCAGACAUCAUCCCUACUGACACCAUUAAAAACACUGUCCACGGUUUGGCCAAGCUCAGAGGGAUAAAGAACAUCGAACAGUUUUCCCUGGAUAUCUGCAAUCAUUUCCUAACCUCUUUUAACCAUGUGCUGAAGGCCAAAGUUUACAUGGAGGAAGCUCCGUGGAGAAGGCUGGAGAAGAGUGGGGUAGAGCAUGCUCAUGCGUUUAUAUUCAGCCCAGAAGCUUACCGCUUCUGUGAUGUUGAACAGACUAUCGGUGGCAUCCCUGUGGUCCACAGUGGGGUGAAGAAUAUGAAGGUGCUGAAAACCACCCAGUCUGGUUUUGAAGGUUUCUACAGAGACCGCUUCACUACUCUGAAAGACGCCAAGGACAGGUUUUUCUGCACCUCUGUGUACUCGAGGUGGCGCUACAACAAGAUCCAGGACACUGACUUUGACGCUGCUUGGAAGACUGUGAAGGAGACGAUUAUUGAGAAGUUUGCUGGCCCCUAUGAUCGCGGGGAGUACUCGCCCUCAGUGCAGAAGACCCUGUAUGAAACUCAGGUUCUAGUCCUGGAUCGACUUCCUGAGGUGGAUGAAAUAGAGAUCAUCAUGCCCAAUGAGCAUUACUUCACCAUAGACAUGACAAGAAUGGGUAUUGUCAACAAUGAUGAAGUACUCCUUCCUCUGGAUAAUCCCUCAGGGAACAUAACGGGGACAGUACGCAGGAAGCAGCGAGCACGGCUCUAACGGCGCCCACAGAAAGAAGGCCCUGCUGGGAUUUAAACAAUCCGAGUGGGCCGUUUAACAGAAAGAUCCAUCUGAAUUAACCUUUCAAACAAAUAUUCCAACAACAGCAAGUUAAUAUUUGUAGCCUGACUAAAGCUCGUGAUGAUGUGAUGUGAACCCAAAUAAAAUGAAACUAAAGACA
Messenger RNA from Maylandia zebra (zebra mbuna), 1192 nucleotides. RefSeq names its product urate oxidase (gene uox). Gene Ontology annotation, biological process: purine nucleobase catabolic process; urate catabolic process. NCBI's taxonomy places the organism in Eukaryota, Metazoa, Chordata, Actinopteri, Cichliformes, Cichlidae. Gene Ontology annotation, cellular component: peroxisome. The record is from RefSeq and is a predicted model, not a curated record. Gene Ontology annotation, molecular function: urate oxidase activity.